GAUCAACAAAGGAGUUCUUUCAGUCUGCCGAAACCGGUUUACUGAGGAAGUCGAGACGCGUAACGACCAUGCCGACUGUUAGUGUGAGAAGGGAUUUGUUGUUCCUCGCUUUGGGCAGGGAAUACACUGAUGAGGAAUUUGAUGAACUCUGCUUUGAGUUUGGCCUGGAACUCGAUGAAAUAACCUCUGAAAAGGAUAUCAUCAGUAAAGAACAGGGCGAUGUGAAAGCAGAGGGAGCUUCAGAUGUCAUCCUGUACAAGAUCGACGUUCCUGCCAACCGGUAUGAUCUGCUGUGUCUGGAGGGGCUGGUCCGAGGGCUGCAGGUUUUCAAGGAGAGGACAGAGGCCCCAAGGUACGAGCGAGUUUAUCCAGUUGAUGGGGAACCGCAGAGACUGAUCAUCACAGAGGAGACUGCCCUGGUGCGCCCCCAUGCUGUAGCUGCUGUACUGCGCAACAUCACUUUCACUAAGGACAGGUACGAGAGCUUCAUUGAGCUGCAGGAGAAGCUACACCAGAACGUGUGCAGGAAGAGGACCCUGGUUGCCAUUGGAACUCAUGAUCUGGACACCAUUUCUGGGCCAUUUACCUUCACUGCCAAACCUCCAGCAGACAUUAAGUUCAAACCUCUGAACCAGAGCAAAGAGUAUACCGCACCUGAACUCAUGAACCUCUAUAAGACUGAUAGCCAUUUGCGCCACUUCUUGCACAUUAUAGAAGACAAACCAGUCUACCCUAUUAUUUAUGACAGUAAUGGGAUAGUUCUGUCUAUGCCACCUAUUAUUAACGGGGACCAUUCAAAGAUUUCCCUGAAUACAAAGAGUGUUUUUAUUGAGUGCACAGCUACAGAUGUUACAAAGGCUAAAAUAGUUCUUGACAUGGUGGUUACAAUGUUCAGUGAAUAUUGUGACAAGCCCUUCACUGUUGAGGCAGCAGAGGUUGUUUAUCCAGAUGGAAAGAUCUUUAUUUACCCUGAAUUGCCGUACAGGAAAGAGACGCUAACUAGUGAUUUUAUCAACAAAAAAGUAGGAUUCAAUGAGACCCCUGAAAGCAUAGCAAAGCUGUUGACUCGUAUGUACUUGAAAUCAGAGGUGAUAGGAGAAGGGGGAGACAUAGAGGUUGAAAUCCCUCCCACCAGAUCUGACAUCAUCCAUGCCUGUGACAUUGUGGAGGACGCUGCCAUGGCCUACGGUUUUAACAACCUCAGGAGGACCAUGCCCCGCACGUACACUGUAGCCAAUCAGUUUCCUCUGAACAAACUAACGGAGCUGUUAAGACAUGACCUAGCAGCUGCUGGAUUCACAGAGGCUCUGACAUUUGCCUUGUCUGCCUUCCUACAGUGCUCUCGGGAAGAUAUUGCAGACAAACUCAACAAGGACAUCUCCAGCACGAAAGCGGCACACAUAGCCAACCCCAAAACAGCAGAAUUCCAGGUGGCGCGCACAACCCUCCUCGCUGGUCUCCUCAAAACAGUGGCAGCAAAUCGAAAAAUGCCUCUUCCCCUGAAACUGUUUGAAAUCUCUGAUGUGGUGCUGAAGGACGAAACAAGAGAUGUGGGUGCGAGGAACAACAGGCGGCUCUGUGCAAUCUACUACAAUAAAAGCCCCGGGUUCGAGGUCAUCCACGGCCUGCUGGACAGGACCAUGCAGCUGUUGGAUGUGAAACCUGGCAGAGAAAAGGGAUACUGCAUUCAAGCUGUGGAGGACUCAACCUUUUUUCCGGGCCGCUGUGCUGAGGUCUUUGCCCACGGUCAGAGUAUAGGAAGGCUAGGAGUGCUUCACCCUGAUGUCAUCAACAAGUUUGAGCUGACGAUGCCCUGCUCCGCCCUGGAUAUCGACAUUGAGCCCUUUCUGUGAAGGGCGAACCCCCACCUCCUCUCCCUCGUCCUUCAUUUCCUCUCUGUGAAGAGCAUGUGCUGACAGCAUCAAUCUCUCCUUUUAAAUAUUUAAUAAACUCAAGGAAUACUGUGUCGAGUGCUGCUAUUAGAAACAUUCUCUGCAUUCCAUCCAGGACCCUUACUGAAACAUGAUAGGUUAUUGCCCCCAGUCACCACUGUAAUAAGGCACUGUAGCAUUUUAUUGUAUUAGGAAAACAUAUAACAGCUAUCAGAAGGGUUUUAAAUAUGUCUGAAGUGUGUAUUUAAUUGACGUCCACCUAAAUUUUAAUAUGCAUGUCCAGGUUGGUUUGAAUAAACAGCAGGAGUUAUUGAAAAGUAACAAUUAAAAAAAAAUUUUUUUGCCUGAA
This is a messenger RNA of Polyodon spathula (Mississippi paddlefish), 2241 nucleotides long. Its product is annotated as phenylalanine--tRNA ligase beta subunit-like. The transcript has 17 exons. NCBI's taxonomy places the organism in Eukaryota, Metazoa, Chordata, Actinopteri, Acipenseriformes, Polyodontidae. The record is from RefSeq and is a predicted model, not a curated record. Gene Ontology annotation, molecular function: magnesium ion binding; phenylalanine-tRNA ligase activity; RNA binding. Gene Ontology annotation, biological process: phenylalanyl-tRNA aminoacylation. Gene Ontology annotation, cellular component: cytoplasm; phenylalanine-tRNA ligase complex. Bases 69 to 1853 code for a protein of 594 amino acids.